GCGUGUAUCAGUGUCCUGAGACCUUAUAGAGACAAGGCAUCUGGGAGACAAUUUUGCAGCAACUUUAAAUUCUGUCUCAUCCCAAUCCCUCGGGAGUUCGCUUCCCUGGUGUUUUUGUUUCUCUCCUUCAGCCAUAGUCUCCCCCUUCCUGGCCGCCUUUUCUUAUCGAACAGUAAUGAGACUGGCUGCCCUGACCUGCGUUGCUUUCCUGCUGUAUUUUUCUCUGGUCGCGUGCCGCUGCCCUGUCCCAUGCCGCUGCGCCAGAAGCCCCCUUCGCUGCCCCCCCGGCGUCAGCUCGAUUUUGGACGAUUGUGGCUGCUGCCAAGUGUGCGCCCGCCAGCUCAACGAGGACUGUGACAGGCUGUCGCCCUGCGACCCUCAUAAAGGCCUGGAGUGCAAUUUUGGGGCCGACCCGUUAGCGAGUCGGGGCAUCUGUUGGGCAAAGCAAGAAGGUCGGACCUGCGAAUACAAUGGCCGUAUCUACCAAAACGGAGAGAAUUUUCAGCCUAGCUGCAAACAUCAGUGCACUUGCAUUGAUGGAGCAGUAGGUUGCCAGCCACUCUGCCCACUGGAACUGCCUCUGGCCUCGCUAGGCUGUCCCAGUCCCCGGCUCCUUAAAGUGCCUGGUCAAUGCUGCAAGAAGUUUGUCUGCAAUAAAGGACCCAAGAAGUAUGGAGGUGUCACCUUUGAGUACAACUCAAAUGGAGAGGCCAGUAGCAAUGAACUCAUCUAUGUGGGCAAAGGUGGACACUGGAAAAACCUGCCAGGAUGGAGGCCAUUCUUCCAGGAUCAGGUUACAAAGCAGGAGCGCAAAUGCUUGGCUCAGACCACACACUGGUCACCGUGCUCUAAGAGCUGUGGAUUUGGCAUCUCUACCCGCAUCAAUAGCAACAAUCCCCAUUGCAAGCUGAUCAAAGAAACUCGGUUGUGUCAGAUCAGGCCCUGUGGGCAGCCUGAUUUUUCAAAGCUAAAGAAAGGCAAGAAUUGUCUGAGGACACACAAAGUGCAAGAGCCAGUGAGAUUCAGUUAUGCUGGUUGCAAAAGCCCACGCCGUUACCAGCCAAGUUUCUGUGGGGCCUGCCUGGAUGGCCGCUGCUGUGUACCCCUGCGUACUCGUACACUAAAUGUACCCUUCCGUUGUCCUGAUGGAAGCACUUUUACAAAGAACGUCAUGAUGAUCCACACUUGCCAGUGUGGGGCAGCUCACUGCCCACUGCUGAGUGAAGCUGCUAUGGGCCCCCAAUAUCAGCUGAAUGGGGACAUUCACAAGUUCCUGGAAUGAUAGAGCAUGCCGAGUUCUCUGCUGGUGGCUGGCGAGCUGACGGAUCUCCCAAAUUACUUUGGGUCAUCAAGGCCCCCUGCUUGAUCCAUGAAGCUAAGACAAGCUGUAGUUGCUCUGCUCUCCUGAAUGCAAAUUUGGAAGACAAUAUGGCAUUUGGAAAUGGCCUAACCCUUCGGUAUUUGCAGAAUGCAUUGGGCUAUGUUGGGAGCGUGGAUAUCUAGUGGCUGGGAAUGGAUCGAAUAGCACUGAUGUCAAUCUCUCUAUUCAGUCCAGCCAGGCUCAGGCUGGAACUGAGCCUUACUCUACUAGUGGAAGACUCAAAUAAAGACUUCUGAUUGUUUGAAUUUCAUGGCCCUCAUGCUGGAAAGAAGGAGGAAGCACAGCAUUAUGCACUAUUGGUAGCUGGAGGGUUCUGGUUCAGGUUGCCAAAUCCCAACAUGGGCAGUUUUGACAUCUUCAAGAUCCCAGGACUUGGAAAAAAACAUAGUACACUUUAAGUUAGAUAAGGAGCAACUAUGCUGGAGUAAGUUGUCCUUCAAAAGAGGUAUAAUUCUGAUGAGUUUGGGAUCUGGCAAUACAACCUUAAAGCAGCCUAAUGAAUAAGGAAUUAGAAGGAAAUGCGAGACAAAGUUCAGGCAACAAAGUAUGUAUUCCCCCACCCCCAACCCUCC
Messenger RNA from Python bivittatus (Burmese python), 1953 nucleotides. RefSeq names its product CCN family member 1-like. Gene Ontology annotation, biological process: cell adhesion; positive regulation of cell migration; signal transduction. Lineage: Eukaryota; Metazoa; Chordata; Lepidosauria; Squamata; Pythonidae. Gene Ontology annotation, molecular function: integrin binding; heparin binding. Gene Ontology annotation, cellular component: extracellular region. The record is from RefSeq and is a predicted model, not a curated record.